Molecule: messenger RNA, 588 nt
Organism: Quercus lobata
Lineage: Eukaryota; Viridiplantae; Streptophyta; Magnoliopsida; Fagales; Fagaceae
Exons: 1
Coding region: 1-588 (195 amino acids)
Source: RefSeq, a predicted model, not a curated record
AUGAGGAAAGAGAUGGACGAGUUGAGGAAUGCCAUUGAGGAGAAAACGGAUUGGAGCAUGGAUAGAAUGGUAAGGGUCACAGAUUUACCUUUCACUACAGCAGUCAUCGAAUGUCCAGUGUUGUCGAAAUUUCGUCUGCCUCAACUUGAGCCUUUCAACGGGCUCAAGUACCCUCAGGAUCACCUUAAUACCUUCAAAACGACGCUAGGCCUUCAACAGCCCCCCGACGAGAUACUGUGUCGUUCCUUCCCCACCACUCUCAAAGGAGCUGCAAGGGAAUGGUUUACAAAGUUGUCAAUAUCGUCCAUUGACAACUUCGAGCAGUUGAGCAACGCUUUCUUGCGUCACUUCAUUGGGGGGCAGCGUCCUAAGAGGCCAGCGGACCACUUACUCACCAUUAGGCAGGGAAAGAGGGAAACCUUGAGGUCGUACGUGGAACGCUUUACUCGGGAGACCCUGGAGGUAGAAGAAGCUGACGACAAGGUGCAGUUGACGACCUUUAAAGCAGGACUGAGAUCCAAAGAGCUUGUGGCUUCACUCACGAAGAAUCCUCCAAAGAUGAUGGCAAAGAUGCUCCUGAAAGCAUAG